This is a messenger RNA of Rhineura floridana, 2204 nucleotides long. RefSeq names its product RNA binding protein, mRNA processing factor 2 (gene RBPMS2). Gene Ontology annotation, molecular function: protein homodimerization activity; mRNA binding. The transcript is spliced from 8 exons. The record is from RefSeq and is a predicted model, not a curated record. Bases 294 to 890 code for a protein of 198 amino acids. Gene Ontology annotation, biological process: negative regulation of smooth muscle cell differentiation. Lineage: Eukaryota; Metazoa; Chordata; Lepidosauria; Squamata; Rhineuridae.
GAGUCUGGGGCGCGUCAAAUAAGCCGCACUUCCCGCCUCGCCCACCUGCACAGCACCAGCGCACGUCGGGGGCCCCUUUUGUCCUGUCCACCCCUCGGUCACUUUUCCCCCCCUCGGCUCGCACCAGACACCAGCCCCACUUCAGGCUCGCCUAGGCAGUCCCUGGGCCCUCUCUGCUCCCUUCUGAGGGAGGAGAAGGAAGAAGCGCAGCGAGAGAACGAGGCAAGGCGGCCGCCCAGGACCAGCACGCGAGCUCCCUCCUUGCUUGCCUUGUGCCCUUCCCUGCGCCCACCAUGAGCAACCUGCCCAAGGAGAACGAACACAGCAGCAAUAGCCUGGAAGAAGAGGUACGAACACUUUUUGUCAGUGGUCUUCCUGUGGAUAUAAAGCCCAGAGAGCUUUAUCUGCUUUUCCGGCCAUUCAAGGGUUAUGAAGGAUCGCUGAUCAAGCUAACAUCAAAACAGCCAGUAGGCUUUGUUACUUUCGACUGCCGGUCUGGUGCUGAAGCUGCAAAGAAUGCAUUGAAUGGCAUCCGCUUUGACCCAGAGAAUCCCCAGACGUUGCGGUUAGAGUUUGCUAAAGCCAACACCAAGAUGGCCAAAAGCAAGCUGAUGGCUACGCCGAAUCCCUCCAACCUCCACCCUGCCCUGGGAGCACACUUCAUUGCACGGGACCCUUAUGACCUGACUGGAGCAGCCCUGAUCCCAGCAUCUCCAGAGGCAUGGGCCCCCUACCCACUCUACACCACGGAGUUAACCCCUGCCAUCCCACAUGCUGCUUUCACAUACCCAGCUGCUGCCGCCGCCGCUGCUGCUCUUCACGCUCAGAUGCGCUGGUAUCCUCCCUCUGAAGCCACCCAGCAAGGAUGGAAGUCUCGUCAGUUCUGUUAGUUUUAAGCUGCCUCUUGGCUCACGUUUCCCCCUUCUUUGUCUCUCCAUGGAGCGAUGUGCCAGGGAUGAAGUAGUCUAGAUCGCUGGAAAUCUUCCCUUCAAAUCCUUCCUGUGGAUGCCAGCAAGGUGCCCAACUGCAGUAACUUGCCCUCCUUGUGAAUGAAGCUGUGGACUUCCCUGUCCAAGACUGAACAUAAACUGCCCCCCUACCUCCCCUCACCCCGCUCAGCAGAUUGCAUGCCCUGUGUUCUCUCUGCCUGCCGGCCUGCUUCCCACCCACUCCGCUAAUUCCUAGCAAACUCCCAUAGCUGAGUUUCUUCUCCUGCCAUACUAAGGCCUAGUUUAAGAGAACUAGUUUUGGUGUCAGACCUAUUUUUUUGUUACCAACUUUGCUGUGGCACCAAAUGUGGUCUAGCGGUGUACUGUGCAAUAUCCAGGUUUUUCUCAUCCUAAACAUCGUUUAUGCAGUUCCGCUGGAGGAAGCGAAAGACAAUCGAUCAGUUUUGCAUGUUUUCUGGCAUGAAUUUAAAACACUUUAACUUGGUGUGUGUAUGUGUGAGUGUGCAAAGCUUGUUUUUGUUCUAGCAUUUGUGUAACCAUAGCAGCAGGUCUUGGCCUAGCUAUUGAUCACUGAAGUUUUUCAUCUUGCUUCUGUGAAGACUGCUUCUGAAAAACACUACCCUAGUUUUCCCCUGCUUUUUUUCUCCAGGCUUUCCCGUCCAUUUUCUGCUUUGACUAGAAUUUGAAAAAAAAAAAAGUUUCUUCUCAAAAGUACAAUGCACUGGGUUUCUUCUCCAUUUUGCCCUUCUCCAGUUAAAAGUCAGGGUUGUUUUGUGUUUGUUUUCAGUCAGACUUCUAUAUAUAGUACAGCUGUAAAAUAUUUAACCUUUUUCCCACAUCCCUCUGAUUGCAGAGAAUCCAGUCUUGCCAAAUAAUCAGCCAUCCUUAUGGGAAUACCGAACAAAGAUGUACGAGUAUUUUUGUACCAUGUGUAAUAAGGAAAUAUUUAUGCAUCAUAAAAUAUUUUGUGGUUUUUGUGCAAUUAUUAUUAUUAUUAAAGAGAAACUGUAAUCUGUAUGAUAAUUUAAAUGUUUAGUUAAAAGCUUGAAGAGAAAAAUACUUUUUUCUGUAACUGAUUCAGUCAGGCAUAGUAACAAGAAGUUGUGCAAUUUUUGUUGAAAUUUUAUUGCUUGGUAUUUGGAAGUGCUUUAAGUAUUAUUGGACCAUGGCUGUCUUGCUUGUAUUAAGAUUCUUGAGAAUAAGUUGCUAUAUCCUAUGAGAAUGUGAAACUGGAUAAUAUAUGAACUGUACUCA